This is a messenger RNA of Actinia tenebrosa (Australian red waratah sea anemone), 1555 nucleotides long. Its product is annotated as single-strand selective monofunctional uracil DNA glycosylase. Gene Ontology annotation, biological process: base-excision repair. Lineage: Eukaryota; Metazoa; Cnidaria; Anthozoa; Actiniaria; Actiniidae. Gene Ontology annotation, molecular function: oxidized pyrimidine nucleobase lesion DNA N-glycosylase activity; single-strand selective uracil DNA N-glycosylase activity. The record is from RefSeq and is a predicted model, not a curated record.
AUGGCGGCGAGUAAGAAAAGAAGAGUGGAGGAGUGCAUAUCUGAAAGAUUUCUAGACACUGAGUACAAUCUGAGUGAGAAUCUCUCCAAACUUUGCUUCCUACCUUCUGUAUCUUAUGUUUAUAACCCUCUAAAAUAUGCUCGUGAACCACACUGUAAUUACAUACGAAAAUAUUGCAGAAGCACCAAGACUGUCUUGUUCGUUGGAAUGAAUCCUGGACCUUUUGGGAUGGCACAAAAUGGAGUACCUUUUGGAGACCCAAAAUAUGUCAAAGAAUGGCUUGAAGUAGAAGGAAAUGUUGAAAAACCGCCCAAAGAACAUCCCAAAAGACCAAUACUUGGUCUCGACAGCACCAGAAGUGAAGUGAGCGGGACAAGGUUUUGGGGAUUUCUAGAAAAACAUUCUGUCACCCCAGAGAAUUUUUUUGCAAGUUGUUUUGUGCAUAAUUACUGUCCACUGGUUUUCAUGACUGUAACAGGGAAAAAUAUUACUCCUAAUAAUAUACCUGCCAAUCAACGAAAAGAACUUUUUAAAUUUUGUGAUCAGGCAUUGAUAGAUGCAGUGGAUUUGUUAGGUGUUGAGUUUGUUGUGUGUAUUGGGAAAUUUGUAGAAGGAAGAUGCAAAAUACUAUUCAAAGAACACGAGGUUAAAAUCUGUAGUCUGAUGCACCCAAGCCCAGCUAAUCCCAGAGCUAAUGCAAGUUGGGAGAAGAUUGCACUUGAGCAGCUUGAAAGAUGUGGAGUCAUGACGUACAUUCGCGUGAAACACUGAGAAAUUGCUACAAUUAAUAGUAUAGACAAUAUAUUGCCAGUCACAAUACUUUGUGGCACACAUUGCCUCAGUAUCUUCUGGUACACAUUGCCAGGAAAGUAUCAGCAAGUUGCAUACGAUGCCAGAGUUUACUUACCAUACUGUGGCACACAUUGCUGCAGCUGCAGUUGAAUUAUUCAUAAGAGAACAUACUUAUAGCUAGCAUGCUAAUUGUUGGUAUUUUAUAAAAGGUCACUCAAACCUUCUCGGCUUGGGCGUGCUCAGGUGUAAUGUUGUCCCAUUUCAGACCACAUGGCUAACCAUGUGUCAUUCUCUAGGGUAUCAUUUCUUUGUUUAAUGGUUGUGCUCAGUUGCACAUGAGAAUACACAUGGGUAUGGAUACAACUCAAACAAAGAAUCGUAUUCUCAAGGGAAUGACAUGUGAUCUGAAAUGGGAAAACAUUAGCCCAAGCCGAGGAGGUAUAUUAAAGAGAAUGUGCAAUAAGUGUACAGAAUCGUAGGGGAUUUGCAGUGGGGGAAAUCUGAUUGUUUCUUGAGGCAAUCUCUCGUUUUCUCACUGGACUCUGAAGAUGACUUCCGCUCAGGUUGUAGAAACGUCAGUCACUACCAACAGCAGUCUUCUCACCCGGAUGAUCACAUUUCACAACAAACUCCAACACCUGGGUUCAAACCAUUUGCUCUUAAUCUCUAUUAAGUUAAUCAUCAGGCCUUGAGCUUUUUUAACUAGGUAUAAAUCACAAAAUUGAACAAUAAAUUAUACAGCAAUAAAUCUUUAUUUUUGAUA